This is a messenger RNA of Entamoeba invadens IP1, 1431 nucleotides long. Its product is annotated as serine/threonine protein kinase, putative. The record is from RefSeq and is a predicted model, not a curated record. Gene Ontology annotation, cellular component: cytoskeleton; cytoplasm. Gene Ontology annotation, molecular function: ATP binding; protein serine/threonine kinase activity. The coding region runs from base 1 to 1431 and encodes 476 amino acids. Lineage: Eukaryota; Evosea; Mastigamoebida; Endamoebidae. The transcript has 3 exons. Gene Ontology annotation, biological process: actomyosin structure organization; peptidyl-threonine phosphorylation.
AUGGACGAUCGCCAGAUGUCAGCACAGGUACAAGUGGAGUUGUCAUCCAAAUCAGUGACUGCUGCUCUUCGGACCAAAAUGACAAUAGAGGCUCAAGCCACAUUACGUGAACAAGAACGCAAAGAACGUGAACAACGCUUGGCCACUCUCGACAAUUAUCUUUUAAAAAGUACGUUAUCGGAAAAAGAAAAGAUCUCUCUUCGGCAAGAACUUGCAGAGAAAGAGUCUGAGUACAACAGAUGUAAACGCGCAAAAUUGAAAAAGUCGGAUUUUGAAACAAUCAAAGUGAUUGGGCGGGGUGGGUUUGGUGAGGUUCGUUUAGUCGUGAAGAAAAACACCAACAUGGUCUUUGCCAUGAAACUCAUGCGAAAAAAAGAUAUGAUUGAAAGAGGGCAAACGGGUCAUGUGAAAGCAGAACGAGAUAUUUUGGCUCAAACACACUUUACCAAUGAUUGGGUAGUUAAGUUGUUCUAUUCAUUCCAAGACGAUGAAACUUUAUACCUUCUUAUGGAAUAUCUUGGUGGUGGAGACAUGAUGACCCUUCUUAUUAGAGAAAACAUAUUUUCGCAUGACAUGGCACGGUUCUAUACUGCGGAGUUACUUAUGGCUAUCGACUCGAUUCACAAAUUGAAUUAUAUCCACAGAGAUAUUAAACCGGAUAACAUUCUCUUUGAUAACGCUGGUCAUAUUAAACUCACUGAUUUUGGAUUGUGUACUGGGUUCCAUAAAGACCAUGAAAGUACUUACUUUGAUAUGGUUGAGCGUGCUUCUAAACUCAAUUUGGCAGAUUUAAAGACUCAACGCUUCGACAAAGACUUGGCACAUGACUACAAAAACAAAAAAAGGAACUUGGCGUAUUCUGUUGUUGGUACACCAGACUAUACCGCACCUGAAGUCUUUUUACAAAAGGGGUAUUAUACAGAAUGCGACUAUUGGAGUGUCGGCUGUAUUUUAUUCGAAAUGCUUGCAGGGUAUCCACCCUUUGUGUCAGACGACUCCGUCCAGACGUGUCUUAAAAUCAUUAAUUGUACAGAGACUUUGCAAUUCCCAGAUGACGUUGAAAUAUCACCAGAUGCUCAAGACUUAAUUAAGAAGCUCGUUUGUCCAAAGGAAGACCGUCUGAGUAACUUGGAAUUGAUCAAGAAACAUCCAUUUUUCAAAGGAUUUGAUUGGGACAACAUCUUCGAACAGGCCCCACCUUAUAUGCCCAAAUUGAAAAGUCCAUUCGACACAAGUAAUUUCGAUGAGUUUGAAAUGCACGAGGAAGAAGCGGAAGAGGUCGAGCAUUCCGGGAAAGAAAAGCCUAAGGAUCUUGCUUUCGUCGGAUACACUUAUAAAGGGUUCUUGAACGUAGUGAACUCUCCUUCAAAGAAAAGACAUGCUUCAGGCGUCACGCUCUCACAAAUCUUUUCAACUCAUAUUGCUAAUUGA